AUGGUUAGACGCAUACUACUGGUUUAUACUUUCUCAACAUUAAUAACCGAACAAACAGCAGAAGCAUCAGAAAUAAAAAUAUCUUUCGGCAAAAAAAACUCCGACAACCAUACAAUAGCUUUCAAAACUAGAGAUAUUGCAGACAAAGAAUAUAGAAAACAUAUACAAUACCAUCCUCCUACGGCUAUUUUAGAAGAAUCUCUUACUACACCAAAAUCCCGAAAAGAUACUUUUAAUUUUCAAAAAAAUGAAGAUGGUAAGAAGAAACAUCAUCACAAAUAUAAAAAAGUUAAAAACGGUAAAAAAAUUAAUAAGCUAUUAAGUGACGAUGAAUCUUAUAAAACGCACAAAAAUAAAGGCAAAAAUAAUAAUAUAGUAAGUGAUGUCAAUGAGAAAGAAACAUAUAAAGACAGCGAGGAUGCAAGUGAACCACUUGUAGAAACUUUAUCUCUCCCUACGAAUGUGGAAAAACUAAACGCUAAAGUCCCUAAAAAAGUUUCUUCAAAAAAGAAUAAAAUUAAAAAGGCAGAUGUGAAAUCUACUGUAAAACACAAACAUAUAUUAAGAGUAAAACAUCGCGAUGCAAAGCAGUCAAAAAAAGCUAAAAACACAAAGCCAUCAAAAAUUACAGGCAUUGAUAAUAUAAUCGAAUCAAAAGAAUCGAUAACCGGAGACAACGAUUCUCUAGAAAUGGACUCGACUCCCCCUUCAAACAUGGAAAAACUAAAAGCUGCAGUUCAUAAAAAGAAGGAUAAAACGAAAAAGGAUAUAAAACCGAAAAUUGAAAAACAAAAAAAUAUCUUAAGAAUCAAACAUAGUGAUACAAAACAGACAAUAAUAUCGAAAUACACAAAACCUUUAAAAGUGACAGUUAUUGACAAUAUAAUCGAUUCAAAAGAAUCGGUAUCUCGAGAUAUCGAGCAAACUAUUAACAGAAAUACACAAUCGGAUGAAAAAACAGUUGAAAUAACAUUGCCAAAAAAAGUUAAUGACAAUCGUAAAGAUUUUGAGAAAGAAAAAACUGACUAUCCCGUUAUUCAUGAAGAUUAUGACAAUAUUAAGCCUUACGGACAAUCAGAUUCAACAAAUGAAGAAAAUAGUGAUCACUCCAUAUCUGAGGACAAUGAAUUAUACAAGCUUAAAAUCCAAGAUGAAGAAAUAAUUACAACUACUACAGUAAUAACAACAGAAAAAUCUCAAAAAAUACGAGUAUCAAGAAAAGAGGGCCCAUUCGAGAAAAUCGGUAGGAAUAAACACUAUUUUUACGAGUUAAAACCGAAAAAUAACAAGAAACACGGUACUAACGCUCUCAGAAUGAAAAUUCAGCACCCUAAACGUUUAGGACAUUCUUCUAAACAUUUACAUAAGAAAAACAAGUUACAUAAACAUGGAAAAAGCGAUUUGAAAUCCAAAACUGUCAAAAUCAAAAAGGGUAAAUUUUCAAACGGAAAAGUUGAUUUUGAAAAAGGAGUUAGCAAUAUCGUACGCCAAGGUCCAAAUGUAGACUCGGAAGAGGUAAGUUCAUCAAAAGAUGAGUCAAAAAUACAAGAGAAAGUUAAUGUAGAUUCUAACGAAGCUUUAUUAGAACAAAAUGACAAAGGCAAAGCUAAGAACGCAGCUACUGAAAAUGUUCGUGAUACCAGCUUCACAAAAAAACCGCGAAAAAUGCAUAAAAAAACUACAGCUAAGGAUGUAACCACAGAAAAUUCAGCUAUCGAUAAUUUUAAAAAGAUCUUACAAGACCCCCUCGAAUCGAAUGAAAUCGAUUUAAACGCUACUCUAGAUAGGUUUGCGUCUUCUAAACUCUUCGAUAUUUUUACUGAAAGAUUAGCUAAUCAGAUGCUGCUGAAAAUGCAGAGAAGGUUAGGCGACAGUAAUGUGAAUAAUCUAGCGAGGCGAACGGAAAUAGAGCCGGACACAGUUGAACGGAUUGAGAUAUCGAUAACAAAUGAUGGGGAUAUGGUGAUUAACCAAGAUUUGAAAAAGGAUGGGACAAAUGAGUCUAUGUUAUACGUGAAUCCGAAUUUAAGAAGUACGGCGCCUUUGCGUUUGAAAAUGCAAAAUUAUCGUUACUAA
Messenger RNA from Helicoverpa armigera (cotton bollworm), 2076 nucleotides. RefSeq names its product titin homolog. Bases 1 to 2076 code for a protein of 691 amino acids. The transcript has 2 exons. The record is from RefSeq and is a predicted model, not a curated record. NCBI's taxonomy places the organism in Eukaryota, Metazoa, Arthropoda, Insecta, Lepidoptera, Noctuidae.